Molecule: messenger RNA, 1386 nt
Organism: Metarhizium brunneum ARSEF 3297
Lineage: Eukaryota; Fungi; Ascomycota; Sordariomycetes; Hypocreales; Clavicipitaceae
Source: RefSeq, a predicted model, not a curated record
AUGGCUCAAUAUUAUCAACGACCGCUUGCACAGCCCUCCCCAGAUAUCUCGCGGGACGUGAUUCGGCAGGGGCAAUACGGACAAGCUGUUCAAACCGGCGAUCAAGGCACCAGAGAGCCUCGUUUGAAUAUAACUAGCACGCGUCCGCAACCCAACACGACUCCAGCGGGCACAUCUUGUCAGAUGCCCAAUGUUACCUUCCCCGGCCGUCCAAACACCUACAAGCAGCAAGAUGACUCUGUUAACGAAGGGGCCAAAGGGCCAGUUCUCACGGUGGAACCGGAGAGCGUGGUGACGCCGCAGUCUAUAGACACUGGAGAUGAGAAUGAUUUUCUUUCAGGUGCACGGGCGCCACGUCUUUCGGCUGCUGUUAAAGAGGGAGUGGAGAAAGCAUUUGAAACUGGGCUGCUUCAGGGUCAGAGCGUAGUCUUCUCAAGCGUUGAAAAGGAGUUUCGCGAGAGCCGCACUAUUUUCGGGGUGACGACGACUCUGCAUAGAAACAAAGCAGCGGAUCAAGCCAUCAAAAAUGUUCAGGACCGCCUUAAAGAAUUGUUCGCUGCCUGUAAGGCAGCGGUUUCGACGCACCCGGGCGUGAUACAGACUCGACAAUCGCUAGAGAAGAGCAUCAGUAACGGUAACCAAGAAGCUCCGGCACAUCGCGCAGAGGAGACAUCACGAACAAAGGACGCUGCAGCUGGGGCCCAGGAAAGUAAUGAAAAAAAUCCAUCACGGGCUAAUCAGACUAUUCAUAGCAACAAGACCCCCAAGAGUGCGAGAAGGGAGGCCAGAUCCCAAACGCCGCAAAGUUCGCAAAUAGUCCGAGGCCGCAGGCCCAGCAAACGCAAACCUGCGGACUUCACCAUGCUUGGCGUUAUUGAUGAGUAUAGUUAUGAAGGGAACAAAUUCCCUUCGUACCAAUGUUCCGACGGGCAUAGGCGUAUCAGCAGUCCAACCAUGGUCGAGGAGCGCACACAACAACAAACCAGAGCUCCUGCGAAUCUUGCGAAUCCUACUCCGGCUCCGGCCAUGGGCACGCCAUCCCACACGGCAAAGACAUUCUCCAAGCGGGAACUCGAGCCAGAAAGCGACCGUUCCCGAGUGUCGAAGAAGACCAAGGUCGCUCACCCAUCGGACCCAGCGACUAUGAGCCUUCCAUCUGGCGCAUCAUUUGAGCCUGUGUUGUCCGGUUUCGCCAACCAAAAUGCUACAGAGAUUAUGGCCGGCGAGUUUAAUCAGCUUCAGAACCUUGCGUGUCAUAUGCAACAACAAACGGAUCCAUACGCUGCAGCUGGCAUUACUCCAGCCGUUUUCCCAGGCAAUGCGGAAAACAACUUGUUGCAACCAGUUCAGCAUACCCAAGCGCCCGCGAUAGUACCUGGUGGUUAG